AUGGAUGCCGAGGCCAAAAAUCUCACUGCCUCGAUCUCGGCGGAUCGAAAGAACCUCGACGACGCUCUCUACAACUAUCGAUCGUGGUGCAACUCGACCGAUAGAUCUUCGGACAUCGAACUCUCCUCUAUCGAGAGCCGCCUCAUCCUCUACCUCACCUACCGGGUUGAAACCUCUGUGCAUAAGAACGGCGACGGUCAAAUCGUCUGUAUGACCUGGCCAGAGCUCAAAGGAUGUACCAUGGACAUGCGUUCCGUCGUCUACGACAAUCUUGCAACCGCGAGGCACGAUAGGAAGACUUCCAAGAUGACGGUCAUCGACUGGGCUCUUAAGAUUCAUCUCUUUGACCUGAUGACCUACUAUCCGGUUGUCUACACUGCGGAGACGUUUCGUACCGACCCUUCGGUCGAGGAGGUCGAUCCAGACUCGCUGAAAGACGAAUUCGACGAAUUCAUCGGCCAUAUGCUCUGGCUAAAGCAGGAAGCUCGUCACGAAGGUUUUAUGAACGAAAUUUUCAACCCCCUUGAUUGCGAUGCGACUGAGAAACAGCGGGAAAGAGCGGUGAAUCGGCUUGUCCUAAAGAGACGAGCUGAGACGUGGAAAGCGCAGUUGAUGAUCAACACCGCCGAUCAUAAGGGAGCUGAAGGAAGUGGAAGUUGCAGGGCUAAGACCGAGAACAGGUACAACACAUCGAUUAAGGAUCAAGCAACCACAAUCCUAUGUUACAUGCUCAAUAAAGGAUUGCAUCAUACGUCGAUCUUGACGAACCGUAUCGCCAAUCAUCCGAUCGGAAACAGUGAGGCCGAAAAGCGUGACACUGCCGAGACGUGA
Messenger RNA from Filobasidium floriforme, 831 nucleotides. RefSeq lists its product as uncharacterized. The transcript is spliced from 4 exons. The coding region runs from base 1 to 831 and encodes 276 amino acids. The record is from RefSeq and is a predicted model, not a curated record. NCBI's taxonomy places the organism in Eukaryota, Fungi, Basidiomycota, Tremellomycetes, Filobasidiales, Filobasidiaceae.